Molecule: messenger RNA, 1983 nt
Organism: Jaculus jaculus (lesser Egyptian jerboa)
Lineage: Eukaryota; Metazoa; Chordata; Mammalia; Rodentia; Dipodidae
Gene: Podnl1
Product: podocan like 1
Exons: 9
Coding region: 125-1792 (555 amino acids)
Molecular function (GO): protein binding
Source: RefSeq, a predicted model, not a curated record
UGCUGUCGUCGCCAUGGUGAGCCCAGGGCCAGCCCGGGGAAUGAGCUGAGCCCUCCCUCCAACUCAGCAGCUGGGCGGCGUGUUACUGCUGGGGCUGUUGUGGGUGCCCAGGCCUGCACCCAGCAUGGAGGACCCCACCUUCCCGCACCUGGGUGAGAGCUUGCAGCCGCCUCCGCCGGCCUGUCCCCAGCGCUGCUCCUGUCCCCGCGCUGACACCGUGGACUGCGCCGGCCUGGACCUGUGGGUGUUCCCCAGCAACAUCACCAAGGCUGCUCGUCACCUCUCCUUGCAGAACAACCAACUGCAGGAGCUCCCCUACAAUGAACUGUCCCGCCUCAGUGGCCUGCAGACGCUGGACCUGCAUGGCAACUUCAUCUCCUCGGAGGGCCUACCUGAUGAAGCCUUCGAGUCCCUCACCCAGCUGCAGCACUUGUACGUGGCUCAUAACAAGCUCUCGGUGGCCCCCCAGUUCCUGCCGCACUCCUUGCGUGUUGUGGACAUGGCCGCCAACGAAGUGGCGGAGAUCUUCCCGCUCACCUUCAGGGACAAGCCCGCGCUCACGUCGGUCUACCUCCACAACAACGUACUGAGCAACAGCGGCCUGCCGUCCGGUGCCUUCCGGGGUUCCGAGGCCAUCACCACCCUCAGCCUCUCCAGCAACCAGCUCAGCGACCUGCCACCCGGCCUGCCGGCCUCGCUCGAGCGGCUCUUCCUGCAGAACAAUCUCAUCUCCAAAGUGUCCCAAGGGGCACUGUGUUGCCAGACCCGGCUCCGUGAGCUCCACCUCCAGUAUAACAAGUUGACAGAUGGUGGCCUGGAUGCUACUACCUUCAGCGAGCUGCGCAGCCUGGAGUACCUGGACCUGUCGCACAACGAGCUGGCCACGGUGCCCGCCGGCCUGCCGCCGACCCUGGCCGUCCUGCACUUGGGCCGCAACCGCAUCGGGCGCGUGGAGGCGGCGCGGCUGCGCGGGGCGCGGGGCCUGCGCUACCUGCUGCUGCAGCACAACGCGCUCGGGCCCUCGGGGCUGCCCGCCGGGGCGCUGCGGCCGCUGCGCCGCCUGCACACGCUGCACCUCUACGGCAACGGGCUGGAGCGCGUGCCGCCCGCGCUGCCCCGCCGCCUGCGCGCCCUGGCCAUGCCGCACAACCGCGUGUCCGCGCUGGGCGCCCGCGAGCUGGCCGCCGCGCCGCGCCUGCGCGAGCUCAACCUGGCGCACAACCUGCUGGCCAGCGCCCGCGUGCACCGCCGCGCCUUCCGCCCGCUGCGCGCCCUGCGCUGCCUCGACCUGGGGGGCAACCGGCUCACCCGGCUGCCCGCGGGCCUGCCCGGCGGCCUGCGCGCCCUGAGGCUCCAGAGGAACCAGCUUCGGGGCCUGGAGCCCGAGCAGCUGGCCGGCCUGGGCCAGCUGCGGGAACUCAGCCUGGCACACAACCGGCUCCGCGUGGGGGACAUCGGGCCCGGCACCUGGCACGAGCUGCAGGCGCUCCAGGUGCUGGACCUGAGCUACAACGACCUGUCCUUUGUGCCCCCCGACCUGCCCGAGGCGCUGGAGGAGCUGCACCUGCAGGGAAACCGCAUCGGCCACGUGGGCCCCGAGGCCUUCCUCAGCACGCCCCGCCUGCGCGCCCUCUUUCUCAGGGCCAACAGGCUUCACAUGACAAGCAUCUCGGCCGAGGCCUUCCUGGGGCUUGCGCACCUGCGUGUGGUCGACGCUGCGGAUAACCUGGAGCAGGUCCUGGUCCCACUGCCUCCCACAGCCUCGCGCUGGCCAAGGACUCGGGACUCCUGAACCCCGGGGAGCCAGCCGGAUCUCCCGUGGGGACGCGGUUCCCAGUGGGGGCCCUGGCCAGAGCGGGCCAAGGCAUUGGGGCAGGGACCACCCUUGUGGAGCGCGAAGCAUGCCGGGCCUGCAAGUCCCGGGUGUGCGCCCCGCCCCCAAGGUGCAGACAAGACAAUAAAGCCUACCCUUGCUCCCCGGGA